AUGUCGGGACCAUGGGGACUCGGAUGGAUGCCCGGAAACGCGGCGAACCAGGGACUGCUCGUCGAAGCGCCGCAAGCGAUUUUCUUCCCGCCGGCCGCCACCCACGACGCGUGGUGCAACGAGCUGAUAGCGAUGCAGUCGGCGCAACACUUCUCGCAGCUUUUGCAACAACAACAACAACUGAUACAAGGAAUCACGGCUCUCACCGCCGCCCCUCCGCCGCCGCCGCCGCCGCCGCCGCCCGUUCAUUUUCCGUAUCAGCCGGCGGUGGCGGCGACCGAAGCACAAGUGGUGCACGGGCUCAAAGCAGAGCUCUUCCACGCGCAGAGCAACGAAAAUGCGCUGCUACGAGAGCUCGGUGAGGUGAAACAGCAAUUGGCGGAGCUGAAGGAGCGACACGAGAACGAGAGCGAUCUGCGAGACGAGGUCGAGAAGGAGAUCGAGGAUCUGAAGAUCGACAUGGACUACAUGCGGGUGCAGAUGAAACGGGAGAAGGAGACGAGCAAACGGUACAAGGAGCACAUCGAGAAGAUCAAGAAAGAGCGCGACGAGGCGAGGGAGGCGCUGGCGAAAACGACGCCGCAGAAGGCAAGGAAGCGGGUUCAUGUGGAGAAGAAGGAAAAUGUGAAAAAGGAAGAGGAAAAAGAGGAGACGAAGAAGGCAAAGUUCGACAUGCCGUUGUGCGAUAUCUGCCGCUUCGAGUACGGAGAGCAUCCGGACAGAACGCCACGCGUUUUGAGUAAGUACUUUGAAAAAUUGAUUGCUUGCAUUUCGGCUAGUGACGAAAAAGGAAAUGAGCCUUAAAAUUAGUUUCACUACUGAAAUUGAACUAGAGGCUACAAAAGGGGAACUACCCUUCAACGACCCAAUUUAUUGUUCUGGUUUUAUAAAGUUUCCUAAGAACCUCACAAUCAGACCAUGCUCUCAAGUCUUUCGCAACCAAAGGCCAGUCCAGGCCUAAACUUUUGAACCAGUUGCCAGAAUCUUAUCCGAUCUUUUGUACCUGGAUUGAAGUAUGUUGCGUUCAAGUUUCAGACAGUUUCAUUCCUCAAACCAGAUGAUCCAAUCGGUCUGAAACUUGGGCCCAAUAAACUUUUGCAAAGUCUUCAGCGUUUCAAAAGUCUAUGUCUUUUGCCCAGCGUUUAAUUCCGAACCACCGCAUUUACUUGACAUCAAACAGUUGCGAAAUGUCCUAUAUGCUUGCAGCUCGAAUCACAAUGUAAUUGCCAAUUUGCAGAAUGCGGACACACGGUGUGCGAGGAGUGCUGCACGAAUCUCGCCGACGGACUCAUGCACUUGCAGUGUCCGUUCGACCGAAAAGAGACGGCGAUGACGGAGAACGGAACGGUGGACCUGCCCAAGAACUACGUGCUCAUUCAGAUGCUCAGCCAGAAGAAUAACUAG
Messenger RNA from Caenorhabditis sp. 36 PRJEB53466, 1404 nucleotides. The record is from the annotation of a GenBank genome assembly. NCBI's taxonomy places the organism in Eukaryota, Metazoa, Nematoda, Chromadorea, Rhabditida, Rhabditidae.